Messenger RNA from Cylicocyclus nassatus, 636 nucleotides. Lineage: Eukaryota; Metazoa; Nematoda; Chromadorea; Rhabditida; Strongylidae. The record is from the annotation of a GenBank genome assembly.
AUGUAAAACGCUGUUUCAGUAUCGAAGGUGUCUUAGCUGAGAACUGGCGGCGGCAAAAUGAACGUCUUUGAGGCAAACCCAAAGUGGCUUCUUGUUGCUGUAUUUUACGCAGUGGGUAGAUGCGACGUUUUUCAAGACGGUGAUGACAUUCAAGAUGUGACGUUUGUCAACAAAGCUUUCUCAUAUUUAUUUGAAGAGCAGGAAACAUCUUGCCCGAUUGCAGUUGUAUCAAGACCGCAAACCUCUACUACUCAGCCAACAACGGUACCAAAGUCCCUCAAAUACCCGUGUAACGACUAUCCCAAGAACUAUGACGGUAAUAGGAUUUUUACGAAGAAGAACUUGCUUGAAACGCCAGACCAACUACUCAUCUGCUACUUUGGAUUCGUGUCUAAAAACUGCAGUUGCACUUUGAAAGAUUUGUAUUUUUAUAGAGCAGACGACAAGUCAUUCGAGGAUCCAUUCAUUAUGCGUCAAGCCGUCAGAGACUAUCGCCCAAAUUCCUUCCAAACCGUUUGUGCCGAUUACAAUGUGGAUGCACCGAACGCUGUUGCAGAAUACAGAUGCAAAGGAACCGAACGGGUCGACACACCCAUUUUCUACGUACACCAUGCAGAUAAAUGUCGCUCCCCUUGA